Mytilus californianus (California mussel) is the source of this 3851-nucleotide messenger RNA. RefSeq names its product phosphoenolpyruvate carboxykinase, cytosolic [GTP]-like. The transcript has 9 exons. Gene Ontology annotation, biological process: propionate catabolic process; hepatocyte differentiation; response to starvation. NCBI's taxonomy places the organism in Eukaryota, Metazoa, Mollusca, Bivalvia, Mytilida, Mytilidae. The coding region runs from base 288 to 2237 and encodes 649 amino acids. Gene Ontology annotation, molecular function: manganese ion binding; GTP binding; phosphoenolpyruvate carboxykinase (GTP) activity. The record is from RefSeq and is a predicted model, not a curated record. Gene Ontology annotation, cellular component: cytosol; mitochondrion.
UGGAGGCUUGUCUGCCUAAGCCAAUCAUAUUUGAGAAAUCUCACACACCCCCAGAAAAUAGUGCGCAGUUGUUGAAAAAUGAUUACUUGAGCUUUAGCGUUCAUUUCCAUUUAAAGAUUAUUUCAGUUAAUACGUUAGUGUUCUUGAAUAGUUCUUUGUUGGAAAUCAGCUUACACCGUGUCACUUUUUCAAAAACACGUCCGCAUGUCGGUAACGUGUAUGACAUAUCAUUCCGCAAUUUUCUCACAAAUGGAAGAUAGUUGAUAUGUAUACAGGAUUUUAACAAAAUGAUGCGAUUUAACAGAUAUUUUAGUCCCUCGUUUGCUUGUAGAAUUCUUAAAGAAGCUGUCAAACCAGUAUGUAUAAGUAGACAAAAUGGUGUAGCUUCAGUACCAAAUGUACUGUAUGGGAAGUGGAACAAACUUCCAAACAAAGUGCGGAAUUACGUGGACGAGAACAUCAAACUAUGCAAUCCAUCGACAGUCCAUAUAUGUGACGGGUCAGAUAAAGAAAACGAAUUAUUGUUAUAUAUCUUACAGAGAGAUGGAAUGAUUAAACCUCUUCCAAAGUUACAAAACUGUUGGUUAGCCAGGACAGAUCCAGGAGAUGUGGCUCGUGUGGAAAGUAAGACCUUCAUAGCUACAGAAAAAAUGCAGGAUACGAUACCUAUCCCUAAAAAUGGUGCUGUAGGUCAACUGGGACAUUGGAUUGAUCCAGAUGAUCUAGAAACAGAACUUAAUAUGAGGUUUCCAGGUUGUAUGAAAGGACGAACUAUGUAUAUUAUACCAUUUAGUAUGGGUCCUGUUGGUUCACCACUAUCUAAGAUUGGUAUUGAGAUAACAGAUUCUCCCUAUGUAGUGGCCAGUAUGAGAAUAAUGACAAGAAUGGGUGGUAAUGUUCUGGAGACACUUGGAGAAGGAGACUUUAUUAAAUGUCUUCACUCUGUUGGUAGACCACUUCCACUAAAAGAACCGUUAAAUAAUAAUUGGCCAUGUAAUCCUAAAGAAACCAUAAUAUCGCAUAUACCAGAUCGAAAUGAAAUAUGUUCCUAUGGCAGUGGAUAUGGAGGAAACUCAUUGUUGGGAAAGAAAUGUUUUGCAUUACGGCUUGGCUCUAUCUUAGCCAAAAGAGAAGGGUGGUUUGCAGAACACAUGUUGAUUCUUGGUUUAGAAAAUUCUCAAGGAAAGAAAAAGUACAUAGCAGCAGCAUUCCCCAGUGCCUGCGGUAAAACAAACUUAGCCAUGAUGAAUCCAACGUUACCUGGAUACAAGGUCACAUGUGUGGGAGAUGAUAUUGCAUGGAUGAAAUUUGACAAAAAUGGACAACUUCGUGCAAUCAAUCCAGAGUUUGGAUUUUUUGGUGUAGCACCAGGAACAUCAAUGAGUACCAAUCCUAAUGCCAUGGAAACCAUCAAGAAGAACACAAUAUUUACCAAUGUAGCAGAAACAGAAGAUGGAGAUGUAUACUGGGAAGGUUUAGAGAAAGAGAGAGAUAUGAGUACACCAAUCACAUCAUGGCUCAAGGUCAGAAACUGGACCAAGGACAGUGGCAAACCAGCUGCUCAUCCUAACUCCAGAUUCUGUACCCCAGCUAGCCAGUGUCCAAUCAUGGACCCAGAAUGGGAAAGUCCAGAAGGUGUCCCAAUAGAUGCCAUAAUAUUUGGUGGCAGGAGACCAGCAGGUGUUCCUUUAAUCUAUGAGGCAUUUAAUUGGCAGCAUGGUGUCUUCAUGGGAGCAUCCAUGAGGUCAGAGGCCACAGCAGCUGCAGAACACAAAGGAAAAGUGAUUAUGAACGACCCAUUUGCCAUGAGACCAUUCUUUGGUUACAAUUUUGGACAUUACUUGAAACAUUGGUUAAGUUUCCAGGAAAAACCAGGACUUAACUUGCCCAAGAUCUAUCAUGUAAAUUGGUUUAGAAAAGAUGAUCAGGGCAGCUUUAUGUGGCCAGGGUUUGGUGAAAACUCUCGUGUUCUAGAUUGGAUCUUCCGUAGAACCGAUGGUGAAGACUGUGCCCAGAAAUCUGCAGUAGGCAUGGUUCCCACACCAGGUUCAAUCAAUCUAGAGGGACUGAAAGAAAAGGUAGACAUGGAAGGACUAUUCAGUUUACCAAAGGAAAUGUGGCAACAAGAGGUUGUUGAUGUAAGGAAAUAUUUUGAUCAGCAGGUUGCUGAAGACUUGCCUCCAGAAAUAAUGGAAGAGUUACAUAAUUUGGAAAAAAGAGUAGACUCAAUGUUGUGAUCUGAUCUCAGGGACUAUAUAUAUAUUGUUAGGAAAUUUUUUUAAUUUGUAAUAGUCAAACUGUGUUCUUAAAUAAGUUCAACGUAAUGAUGUCUUUUUGUAUUGUUUUACCUGUUUUAAUUCUAUGUAUAUUUUGGUACUUUUAUUUUUUGUUUCUUAAAAUCAAAUUGAAAAUCAUGUUCAUACAUUUUUAUUGUCAUAUAUCAAAAAUACUUAAAACAUUUUUAUGACAAAUUUUUAGAUUGCAUAUUUUUACAGUAUCAACCAUAAUGUAAGACCAUUCAAGAAGAAUCUCAUAUUUUUUUAUGUAAAAGUUAUAAUUGGAAACAAAAAAUCAAAACCAUAAUUGCAUUUACAGCGAUACAGCUAAAAUGUCCAUUUUUAGGGCAAAGGUCAAGGCAUGUUCAUUGUUUUUUCUGUUCUUAUUUGAAAAUUUUUCUGUUUCAUUAACUUUCAUAGCUUAUUUAAUUUUAAUUUCAAUACUUAAAUCAAUAAAUGCUGAUCAAUUUUAUUUUCUAUUUGAAUUGCAUUUAUAACUUAUACUAAAUGUCUCGUGCAAUCUUUUUAUUUGAUGAAAAUUGUAAUUUUAAGUAAUAGUUUUAUCUUAUAAUUCAUUUUAAAUCAUGUUUAUGUAAUGUUUAUUUGGAAAGUUUGUAGGCUGUGAUACAAUAUGUAAUUUUGAUUGUUUAAUUUAUGUGUAUCAAUUACAAUUAUUUAUAGUUUAAUGUACGUUUUCUGUCUAAAUAUUGGCAAAGCCUGAAUUUCUGUGUAGAUGUAAAUAAACUGAUCUCUGUGUAUGACAUGGCUGAAGUCCUUGCAUUGGGAUAUGGGAGUGAUGUUCCUAAUUAACGAAUAUUAAUCUAGAGUACUUCAGCUGUUGAUACAAAAUUAUCUUGAGACUUUUUACUUGUUCAUCCUGCACAACUUGUAAUGAGACAAGGGCAUUAACUCCUUUCUAGUGGACAAGACAGAGUGAAAGUUUAAAUGUGUAAGAAGUAUUAAAAAAAAUUCCAUUACUGUGCAAUAAAUAAAUAUAUAUAUAUAUAUAUAUGGUUGUGCCAUCUUGCUAACAUGAAAUCAUAAUACAGAAUUCAAUUUUACAUUCCAAAAUAUUCUUGUUCAUUCAGUCAUGUGUAUCCAUCCUGAAAUUCAUGAAGUAUUUACCAAUGGGCGCUAAGCAAACAAAAAUAAAUGAGUCACAUGGGUAAAUAUAUGAACAUAAUGAAUAUAAGUUUAGACAAAAUAGAAAUACAUUUUUGUAAACAUAUAUAUCUGACACCAAAAAGCGAGAAGAUAUGAGAGGGACUUAUAGUUAAUUUAUUUUAAACCUUUUGAUAUAAACUCAUUGAAUCAGCAUUUGCAAUGCAUUUUUCAUAUGAAGGUCUAUUUUCAUAUUUUGUGAUUUCAUUACAUUUACAUCAUUUUAAUAUGCAAAAUAUUGGUCAGUGUUUGACAGUAAAAUUGUGCAUUUAUAAAAACAAUGGAGCCCCUUUUUUUAUAUGUUGGGUUGUUUUCCAUAUGUCAUAGGAAUAAUGAAUAUGAAUUGUUUAGUAUGUUAUAUAGAAAAUGAUGGGAUUAUUUCUAUAUAAAAGAAAUAAAUUUUAAAAUAUUUUA